AUGACCCUCGAGGUUAGAAGUAUAGAAGACGAUCUGACUGUUCAGUUAGAGGCCGAGGUGGAGGCCGAGGUGGAGGCCGAGGUGGAGGCCGAGGUGGAGGCCGAGGUGGAGGCCGAGGUGGAGACCGAGGUAGAGACAGAGGUAGAGGGUGAGUUAGAGGCCGGGAUAGAGACUGAGCUAGAGACAGAGGUAGAGAUCCAGAUCCUGGUGCAGCAGAAUGCCAAGGAUCAGACCAUAACUGAGGUCAAAGAUCAGAUAGAAGUCGCCACAACCAGAAUGAGACGUUUGAUGGGUUUGACGCGAGAGGGAGAUGCGCAGUGGAAGGAAGCCAACGGAAUCCUAGAAGAACUCAGACAGAGGCAGCUCCAGUUACCAGAAAAAGAUCGUCAGCUCAAGGCUGUGAUGGAGGCUAACGAGUCCAUAACCCUCGACAUCACAAAGUUAGAAGACGAUCUGACUCGUCUUAAACAGGAGACCCUUCAGUUUAUGAAGGAGCCUGUUCAGUUAGAGACAGAGGCCAAGGUGGAGACCGUGAUAGAGGCCACAAUAGAGAGCAAGAUAGAAACCGCAAAAGAGACAGAGUUAGAGGCCGCUAUAGAAACUCAGAUAGGGGCCGCGUUAGGGACCGAGAAAGAGACCGCGAUAGAAGCUAUAGUUAGCAAUGAAAGUGCGUCUGAACCUAAGCCAGAAUCCGUAGACUUUAGACAGGUGCGCAGGGUGCUAGGUCUGAACGUUAAGAGCCUGGUCCAACUGUUCGCUCAGAAAGACCAGGACGUUCGGGAGGAGGAACAACGAGCUAAAGAACUACAGGAGAAGACGAAACAAAAGGCUGCAAACUUCAGGUGCAGUCGCAAGUAA
This is a messenger RNA of Knipowitschia caucasica, 858 nucleotides long. The record is from the annotation of a GenBank genome assembly. Lineage: Eukaryota; Metazoa; Chordata; Actinopteri; Gobiiformes; Gobiidae.